Molecule: messenger RNA, 2190 nt
Organism: Clunio marinus
Lineage: Eukaryota; Metazoa; Arthropoda; Insecta; Diptera; Chironomidae
Source: the annotation of a GenBank genome assembly
ACUCCAAAAACAAAAUAAACAAUUAUUCAAAGAAAAAAUAUUCUCUGUGUUAUUUCCCUAUUUAUUGGACCUUCUCAAAAUUUCCUGCUAUAUGACAUGGAAGAGAAUAAAGUAAAUUUUCUUUAUCCUUCACCGUCAUCUCCAAUUGUGCAACCGAAUUUCGCUAAUCCUAUAUGUCCUUUGUCACAUGAAGUAGGUUUGAGUAGUUUUACGGUGUCACAGGUACCACGACAAGUUCCAAUAUCACAGAUUUAUACGUCGAGAAAAAUCAAACAUCCUUCAUUUAGAAAACGAGCUAGUUCUGGAACAAUGCCAUAUUAUAUCCCUUUUAAGCAUAGACAACGAACAAAGAGUGAAAAUGCAGAUGCCCCGAAUAGUCAAGAUUCUCAAGAAUCUUCCUCGACUUCAAUGGAUUGUGAAAAUAUUCACGAUAGUGCUAUAGUUGAUAUGGAUUCUCAAAUUCUUCAUUCGCAACCACCAGGAAGCAAUCUUCAAUUUAACAAAAUAAAAUUGUCUCAACUUAAAAAGUCGAAAUCUUUGGAGAACUUAGUGUCACCAAAAGUAUCUUCAGAAGACACAAACUUAAGUUCUUCUAAUUUUUCUACAUUAGAAUUCAAAGAAACUUUAUCGGAUGUUAAGCUUCAUCUUGCAGCAUUGCGAGGCGACGAAAUAUUACUGCGAAAAGUUCUUGACAGUGGAAAAGUUCAUGUGGAUUGUAAAGAUGAGGACAACACAACACCUUUGAUACUUGCAGCAGCUGGAGGUCACACAGCAUGUGUCUUGGAACUGCUUGAACAAGGUGCCGACGUAAAUGCAAAGAGAGUGACUGGAACAACUGCGCUCUUCUUCGCUGCCCAAGGUGGCUUUAUUGAUAUUACAAAAAUUCUUCUCAAAGCUGGAGCGAUAGUUGACUGUCCAAGUGUUGAUGGUGGAACGUCUUUAUUUGUGGCAUGUCAAGGUGGUCACGCUAACAUUGUGAAAGAACUUUUAAAUGCCGGUGCCAAUGUAAACGCUUAUAUGAAGGAUCGCGCGACUCCGCUUUUUAUUUCCGCACAAAAUGGACAUCGAACUGUUCUUCUAAUGUUGAUUGCAGCUGGUGCCAAUUGUGAUGUUCCAAGAAAUGAUGGCGCCACGCCGUUGUGGAUUGCUAGUCAAAUGGGGCAUGACCAUAUUGUUAAGGUUCUACUUCAGAAUGGAGCAUAUGUUGACACUGUUCGUAAUGAUGGUGCAACUGCAUUGUUCAAAGCGAGUCAUAAAGGACAUCAUGCAGUGGUGCAAGAGCUGCUUAAAUAUCGACCAGCUUUAGGUGUUUUACCAAAUGGAGAAACUCCAUUACAUGCUGCAGCACUUUUCGGUCAUCUACCGAUAGUCAAACAAUUGAUUGCUGCUGGUUCUGAUCUCGUAUUGAAGAAUCAAGACGGAUUUACAGCACUUCAAAUUGCAAAGCAACAGAAAUAUGUUUACGUUGUUGAAUACCUUUUAGAGAAGGAGAGAGAAAUCAGUUUGUUGUGUAAAGGAAUUCAACAACUGCCUCCAAGACCGCAGAUGAAUAAUUUAGCGACAAAAACAGCAUCAUAGAAACUGCAAAUGAAGACUUUUUAAUGAAUCGAGUCUUUCCGUUUUGUGUUCGAAAAUUGUAAUAAAAAGUCAUUAAAUUUCUUUAUCGUUUCCAACAUUUUCUUGUUUAUAUCGAAACGAUUAAAAUCUAUCAACUAUUACGUACAAUUCUUGAUGACACUUCUUAAUACAUCACAAAAAUCAUUAUAUCGGGGAUGCUUCUUUGAUGACGUUACAAUACAAUUAAAAGUGCUCAAUUAAAAGAAAUAUUUCGAGUGUUAACAGUUUAGACGUCAUUAAGAAACUUUACAUAAAUUCUCGUCUUUCUGCUACUUAAAUCAAGCUUCUUAAAGCUUCAAAUUUUCAUAUCUUUCCUUCUAUGCUUUAUACCUUAGAACAUAAUUUAUGUUUAUGCUUAUUAUUUGCUUCCAGACAUGUGCUUCCUGAAUUAUAUUUUAAACAUUUUUUGUUUUGUUAAAGUUUUAAUUUAUUUUCUUAUGGUUGAUAUUUCAGACUUUGAAUAAAUAGAAGAAUAAUAAUGCAGAAAAUAUUGUAACAUAAAUAAAUAUUUGAUGAUAAAAAAGAAAUGAAUUCUAUAAAUAAAUAAAAUAAGAUUUAUCAUCGAAACGUUGA